Messenger RNA from Telopea speciosissima, 2053 nucleotides. Its product is annotated as protein REDUCED WALL ACETYLATION 2-like. NCBI's taxonomy places the organism in Eukaryota, Viridiplantae, Streptophyta, Magnoliopsida, Proteales, Proteaceae. Gene Ontology annotation, molecular function: acetyltransferase activity. Gene Ontology annotation, biological process: xyloglucan metabolic process; xylan biosynthetic process; plant-type secondary cell wall biogenesis. Gene Ontology annotation, cellular component: Golgi apparatus. Bases 192 to 1835 code for a protein of 547 amino acids. The transcript has 16 exons. The record is from RefSeq and is a predicted model, not a curated record.
UAGGCCACUGCCAUUGGCUUCAUUGUACGAAACCUAUUCUUUUGUUCCACACCGACAGCCACAUUUCUUAUUCAGAUUUCGGGCAGAUCUGGCUUCCUGGGGUAGUUCUCUGUAGAUUUGUGGAAAAUGCCCGUCGAUUAAAAGCUUGUUUCUCUAUAAAUUAUAUUGUGUGGUGGUUUUCUUCAGCAGAAAUGGACAUCGCAGGACCUGUAACUCCUGGUCAGGUUUCAUUUUUGCUUGGGAUUGUCCCGAUAUUUGUGGCAUGGAUUUACUCAGAGCUACUGGAAUACAAGAAAAAUUCAAUUUCUUCUAAAGUUGGCAGGAACUCUGAUAUCAAUUUGAUUGAGUUGGGUAAGGAAACAGUUAAAGAAGAUGAUAGAGCUGUUUUAUUGGAGGGGGGAGGUCUUCAAUCAGCUUCUCCUAGAGUUCCAAGUGUAUCUGUGACAUCUAACAUUGUCAGAUUCUUGCUGAUGGAUGAGUCAUUCUUGCUUGAAAAUCGACUGACAUUAAGAGCCAUAUUCGAGUUUGGUCUCAUUAUGGCCUACUUUUACAUUUCCGAUCGUACAAAUAUCUUUGAAGAAUCAAAAAAGAAUUACAAUCGGGAUCUUUUCCUGUUCCUCUACUUCCUUCUCAUCAUAGUUUCGGCAAUGACUUCUUUUAAGAUCCACCAUGAUAAGUCGCCAUUCUCAGGCAAAUCCAUACUUUAUCUGAACAGGCAUCAGACAGAGGAAUGGAAGGGGUGGAUGCAGGUAUUAUUUUUGAUGUAUCAUUACUUUGCUGCAACCGAAAUCUAUAAUGCAAUCCGUGUUUUUAUUGCUGCAUAUGUGUGGAUGACGGGAUUUGGAAAUUUCUCAUAUUAUUACAUCCGAAAAGAUUUCAGUCUUGCAAGGUUUGCUCAGAUGAUGUGGCGGCUUAAUUUCUUGGUGACAUUUUGCUGUAUAGUGCUAAAUAACAGUUACAUGCUAUACUACAUAUGCCCCAUGCACACCCUUUUCACACUAAUGGUUUAUGGUGCCCUUGGUAUUUUAAACAAAUAUAAUGAGAUCGGGUCCGUCAUGGCUGUAAAGAUCAUUUGCUGCUUUUUGGUGGUUAUUCUGAUAUGGGAAGUCCCUGGCAUAUUUGAUUUCGUUUGGAGCCCAUUUACUUUUCUUCUCGGUUACAUUGACCCAAAUCCUUCAAAACCAAAGUAUCCCCUAUUACAUGAGUGGCACUUCCGCUCCGGGCUUGAUCGCUACAUAUGGAUCAUUGGAAUGAUAUAUGCUUACUAUCACCCCACUGUUGAAAAGUGGAUGGAGAAACUGGAGGAAACUGAAGCCAAGCUAAGAAUAUCAAUUAAAACAGCUGCCGUGAUGGUUUCUUUAGUGAUGGGAUAUCUGUGGUUUGAGUAUAUAUACAAGCUGGACAGGGUUACCUACAAUAAGUACCAUCCUUAUACUUCGUGGAUCCCCAUAACUGUCUACAUAUGUUUGCGAAAUUUCACGCAGCAACUCCGUAGCUUCUCUCUGACUCUCUUUGCAUGGCUUGGAAAGGUUACCCUGGAGACAUACAUAUCACAGAUCCAUAUUUGGUUAAGAUCAGGCGUGCCAGAUGGACAGCCUCGCUGGUUACUAUCUCUUGUCCCAAACUAUCCAUUGCUGAACUUCAUGCUUACUACAUCCAUAUACAUUGCGAUCUCAUACAGACUCUUUGAACUGACAAACACAUUGAAGACAGCAUUUGUACCAAGUAAAGACGACAAACGCUUGAUGUACAACAUGAUCACAGCAGCAGUUCUCAUGAGUGCCUUGUACUCAUUGUCCCUUGUUUUGCUGCUGGCACCUCGGAUGCUGGUAUAAUUCGAGCAAAGAGAGUCCUCAAUUUUCAGUUCUUCCACAUUAAAGCGCAUGUUUGCAACACAUAAGAAAGCAUUCACCAGACAUGGACAACAGAGCUUGACUUGCAAGAAUGGAUGCCGGCAUCGAUGAUCACUGGCAUUUGAGGGGUAGGGCUAAGAUGUUAAAAGAUGCAUCAUAUCAAUUGUACUGACUCAGUUAAGGUAUUGUUUGAGUUUCCU